This is a messenger RNA of Pantherophis guttatus, 463 nucleotides long. Its product is annotated as C-C motif chemokine 3-like. Lineage: Eukaryota; Metazoa; Chordata; Lepidosauria; Squamata; Colubridae. The record is from RefSeq and is a predicted model, not a curated record. Gene Ontology annotation, biological process: chemokine-mediated signaling pathway; inflammatory response; cell chemotaxis. Gene Ontology annotation, molecular function: chemokine activity; CCR chemokine receptor binding. Gene Ontology annotation, cellular component: extracellular region.
CCAGUGCUGAUGCCAGAGAGAUCAGACCGGAGCUGCUCUUCUUGCCCUCUUUGAAGAUGAAGAGCCUCUUCGCCUUUCUGUUCCUGGUGGUCUCCGUCGCCCUGGCUGUCGAGGGUCCCAGUGCAGCCCCCGAACCCACCCAGCCCAGAGACCGGCAUGUGGAUCCGGUGCCCAACUCCUGCUGCUUUGACUUCGUGAGACGCCCCAUCCCACUGAAACUCUUGAAAUCUUUCUACUACACCAGCGGGAGAUGCAGCAAGGCUGCCGUCGUGUUCGUGACAAAAAAAGAUGUUAAGAUGUGCGCCGAUCCCUCAGAGCAAUGGGUCCAGGAUCGCAUCCGUGACCUCAGCCCACACUAAACGUUUUCCGUGCGAGGGGAGAGCAAGACAACCCCUCCUCUUGGCAGACGCCCAUAAUCAAAGGAGAAAAAAAACCAUUAUUAAAGGGAGUGCUGUAACCUGAA